GGCUUCAUUGAUUUUUAAAGAUAAAAUCAUUGUACACCACACAAAACGAGUGGAAAUCGUCAAGUGCUUUGUAUAAAGACUGGACAAAAUCAUAAACUAAGAUGAUCCUGGGAUACGAGUUAGGAAGAAUUGUGUUUCGACAACAGAAAAAGUAAUGGCGUCUGAUUCAAGAAGCUUCCAUUUUGUGUUGGUCCAUGGAGCCUGUUUUGGCGGCUGGUGUUGGUACAAAGUUGCAGACCUCCUUAUGAAAGACGGUCUUACUGUUUCUUCCCUUGACAUGGCCGGCCAAGGCAUUGACACCACUGAUGCAGAUCAAGUUUCCACAUUAGAGCAGUACAAUCAACCUCUCACAGACUUUUUUAAUGCUCUUCCUUCCCAUCACAAGGUGAUACUGGUUGGUCAUAGCGCUGGUGGCUUCAAUCUGACAUACACCAUGGAGCGCUUCCCACAUAAAAUCGCUGCUGCUGUUUUUGUUACUGCACUGAUGACCCUCAGCGGAGCGACUGCCUUUGACAGUUUGAAUGAGAUUUUGUCUCGAAUUGGAAACUUUGGAGACUCCACAUUUUCCUUUGCAAAUGGAGAAGAAAAUAAACCCACAUCUCUAAAGUUUGGCAAACAGUUUUCACAACAAUUUCUGUUACAAAACACACCCUCUUCGGAUAUUUGCUUGACUGAUUCUCUUCUCAAAAAAUGUCCUUUGUUGCAAGGAGCCCUUUCCUACACGAAGGAAAACUAUGGGCAAGUUCUCCGAGCUUACGUUGUGGCCAAAGAAGAUAAAUUGCUCCCGGAGGAAUUCCAGAGAAAAAUGAUUGCAGAGAAUCCUCCGCAAAUGGUAUACGAGAUAGAAGGAUCGGAUCACUCUCCAUUCUUCUGCAAGCCUGAUAGACUUGCUAACAUACUUCUGAAAAUUGCCACUAGAUGUUUAUGUAACUAAUGCUGUGCUUCAAAUGUUGAACUUAUCAAAUAAUUCUUUGCAUACUCCUGCAAAUUGCCAGUAGAUGUCUAUGUACCUAUUGCUGUGCUUAAAAUAGUAAACUUAUUAAAUUCUUCUUCACAAAA
Messenger RNA from Cryptomeria japonica (Japanese cedar), 1059 nucleotides. Its product is annotated as putative methylesterase 14, chloroplastic. The record is from RefSeq and is a predicted model, not a curated record. Bases 155 to 934 code for a protein of 259 amino acids. Gene Ontology annotation, biological process: jasmonic acid metabolic process; salicylic acid metabolic process. Lineage: Eukaryota; Viridiplantae; Streptophyta; Pinopsida; Cupressales; Cupressaceae. The transcript is spliced from 5 exons. Gene Ontology annotation, molecular function: methyl indole-3-acetate esterase activity; methyl jasmonate esterase activity; methyl salicylate esterase activity.